Messenger RNA from Bombus pyrosoma, 6307 nucleotides. RefSeq lists its product as uncharacterized. Lineage: Eukaryota; Metazoa; Arthropoda; Insecta; Hymenoptera; Apidae. The transcript has 8 exons. The coding region runs from base 1126 to 5880 and encodes 1584 amino acids. The record is from RefSeq and is a predicted model, not a curated record.
UCCAUCCGUCCGUCCGUGCAUCCGUGGCGCGUUCGUCUGUCCGUACGUCCGUCCGUUCGUCCGUUGGUGCCUUCUCUCCUGCCUGUCUCUGUCUCGGGGCCCGGUCCGGUACGUCGGUGGGAUAGGACGAAGCCGCGGUGGAAGGAGUAGUAAGCGGCCUACGCAGUUUCAACCUGGGUCCCAGCUUUUAUUAGUUCUUCGACGCUCGGCGGAGAACGGUGCGUGCCGGAGUGGUAGCAAGCAGUGCUUUCAGGCCCGGGAUUACCUAACGACCGCGUAGUCGGUGCGAACGAAUCGUCCGAGUGACACCCGAACGACUCAGCCGAGGAACGAGUCCAACGAAUCCGUCAGGUGGAUACCAUCGAUUCAUGGUAUCGUAUACGAAAGUUUCUACAUCGUGUAUGUCGACGUCGAACUUCGACUUUCCUUGGAUCCCUUUAUUAUUGUGUGUGAUCGCAGUUGAUACCUAAGAGUGACUUCGAAGGAGACAAGUGACGGACAGUUUCGAAUACCGUGAUAUAGUACGCACAGUGUGAUCUCUAGGUAUCGAGAUAAAACGAAAGAGAGGGAAACGAGUCGAACCGAUCGAUGAUCGAUGAUAAUCGUCAUCGCGACGUCGCAUCGGAUCAGGAUCGGGCGCAAGGUGUUCGUCUCGCCGGUCCCACGGGACGAGACACCCGGCUGCCCCGGUGGCAGUGACAGUUGCUGUACGUGAGAGUGUUUUGUUCGACCUGGCCACGAGCUCCAGUUCUCUCCUCCCCCUCUUUUGCUCGUCUUCUUGCCGUUCUGUUUGGCGCGCGGACGAACCGUUGGUGCGCGAAGGGGGAUAUCCUUAAACAGUAUACCAGAGGCAUUACCGAUCGGAAUGCUACUGUGCCAGUGAAGGUCGGUGAUCGGGUCUAAGAGGGAAGGAGAGGGGAGAUAGAGAAUAUAGAAAAGAAAGAAAGGGUGCAAACGUUUAGAGGCCGGGGUGUUAAGGCACACUUGGGUGCGGGGGUUGCGAGGUAAGAGAGAAAGAAAGAAAGAAAGAAAGAAAAGAUACAGAAAGAAAAAGGGAAAAGAUAAGAGAGAAACUGAUUGGUAUCCGGCUCUGCGUGUUACGAUUGGGAUCGAAAAGCCGGGAAGAUGCUGGAGGUUCAGCGCUCGGACUUUUUAAGAGAUGGAGGAACCUGCGACCCUCCUACCACCGAUUUUCUACAACCCGAUUCGACCGGGGCUUCCGUCUCCGGAUGGAAGCCCACUGAGAAAAGCGUCUCCUUCAAUCGAGACGUCCACGUCAAAAGGAUCGGACGUGGAGCACCCCGCGUGACCGCGGCUCUGGCAGGAGAUGGCGAAGGCCGGUUGAUCGCCACCCCGGUCCACAAGGAGAGCAUAGCGUCGAGAAGCAAGGAAGAUCUAGCACAGGAGGCGGCGCUGGUGCUUCAGCAGGUAGGCAGCCUUCACUGCGUUGCCCACGAUAACAGACGAUUGCCAGGUCGAUUUAGCACACUUCCGGCACGGCGUAACAAGAAGAGGCCGGAACUGCCACUCGAUGUAAGACGCAGGAGCGUAGAACUUGGCGCCACCAGCAGCGCAGACCUCGUCGAGACACCGAGGCUGAAGAAGAAGGCAUUGGAGAGAAGCGCCAGCGAUGCGAGCGCGAAAAAGCUAAGAGAUCCCCUGGCGAGGUUCUUCUCCCCGAAGUUAGAAAGAAAACGGAAACCGGUCGGGCGCAGCGUCAGCGACGCCGCCAGCUCGUUGAGAUCGCAUCGCAAGAGGAGCGGCAGCGAGAGCGAGGGAUCGCAUCUCGGCAGUAGUCGCGUGAGAAAACAGUUGUCCCCAAUAAUCGAAGCGUCGCCGCACGUCGAUCAACAACCGUUUCAUUUCGGUAAAGUAGCAACAGUGGAGAACGGUGAAAGUAGCAGCAGACCCGAGGCGAAAAAGUCGAAGCAGGAGGAAUCCGAUGCGAAGAAAGUGACGGAACGGACGGAAACGAUCGAAACGAGAGAAAGGAUCGAAGAAACGGAGGUGAGCGUCGGAAAGCCACCGAUAUCGCCUAGGAGAGAGAACAAGGGAACCGUGAGACGCAUACCUAUCGAACUAGAGGUAGACGAUAAGAAGAGCAAAGAGGAAACAACGGAAAGAAAAGAGGAGAAGGCAACAGGCCGGACCCCUUCACCGGUGGUAAACGACAUCGGGGUCGACGAAGUGGACAAGGUCGGUACAAGUAGCAUGCUGCACAGCAGCCGAUACGAUCUGCAGCAGCGAACCGGCGAAGAGUCGACGAUACACAAGAUGAUUCACCGAUUAUCCAGCGACCGGUCGCCGCCACCUCAGCUAACUAAAACGAUGGUCUCACCCGGCCCGGGAUUCGGUCACAAUAACAACCGACCGUUUUCUUAUACCAGACCGAACGAGUCCUGCAGUUCGCCGCCUCCGCAGACCAACGUGAUUUACGCUCAGGUGCAGACCGACAAGAAGAAAGCGCAAAGAAGUCACUCGGACAGCGACGAAGGGCUUGGUCUCGAGAGGAAAGACUCUUCGCGCGAGAACAGUCCCGCGGAGAAGGAUUACCGCAGGACGGAUUACUCGUACAGCGACUUACGACGUAAUAACGAGAUCAACACGUUUAAAUCGAGAUACGAGGAGGACAGGAAGAACAGCAGUACUCAUUUCUCUAGCCACUACGCAGGCACGCAGGAUUACGCUACCAGAAACGUAGACACCAACCGACGUCAUGAAUUUGACGAUAUCGACAGACGUCUAUACGACAAGCCCGAAAAAUACACGUCCACCGUGUUCGUUGACACGUCUGGCAGAGGCAGAGCCGAUGGCACAGACGCCAGACAACGAGACGGUAACGAAUUCUCCACCAGACAAACCCAAAGCGGAAUAUCGAACAAGACGUCCGAACUGAGCGCUAGACGCGACCUUCUCGAAUCUAGAAUCAAGUCGAGACUGCUCGCCGACGAAAUGUUCGCCGCGAAGAACAGCGCGAACGUGCCGAUCAAGAAAUCCGAACAUGAGAUCAUCGACAAGCCGAUUGUCCCGUCACCGGUCACUCCUAACCGUGUCGCCUCGCCGAAACGCUACAUGGACACGUACAUCACGGAAACGCGCACCAACAGCAACGGAGAAAAGUACAUAUUCGAGAAGGAGAUUCACGAAGACAACGGUAAGGUGUACGGUUAUGAAAAGAAGAUCACCAACAAGAUCCCAUCGGAUGGUUACAUCGAUACCAAACCGAGAGACGGAUACACGGUUGAAACGAGGACAGACAAGUACGGGGACAAGUAUAUCGUAGAGACGCGAACGCACGAGGGUUAUGCGGACGAUUUCAAGCCAUUCCUCAGUGACAGGAGUAGAACCAGCCCGGAGGAACGGUACGAAGCACCCAGAAACUCAACCAGCCCUUACAAAUCAUCCAACCUGCGCCCGGAGGAGAACACCAUUCCUCGUCACUUCCGAACCGAACCAAGGGAGAAUAAUGUCCUUUCCUCGCCCAUAAUCGCCAAGAAGUUCACCACGACUGAAAGGAAAUUCUCCAAGAGCGACGACUUCUUGGACAGAGACGUUCGACCGAGGGACUGCUACUUGCCUAAGAAGAAGAACUUUGAAUCCAUCCGCGGCAUGAGCAAGUCCACGCAGCGUCUGGACGAAGUGGGCGAGAAUUCGCGAGUAAGAGCGUUAAGAAGCGAAUACACGACCAGGUCACACGAGAAUCUGACCAGUCAUGCCGACUAUGUGAACGCCAGAGACGUGCGCCGACCACUCUUAGAGAGUCCCACGAUGAAUGACCGCAAAGAAAGAUCGCCGUUUACGAAACAACACCUGGAUAGUCUGCGCGAAGGUCCAAACGACGACUAUGACACCGAUAUAUCCCAGAUGACCAGUAGCCAAUUGGAGUCCAAGUACUAUAAAGAAACUCGUACGACUCAACGGUACACUAGCAGCAAACACCCGAUUCACGAUGAUUACGACAGUUCUCCGCCGCGAAUACGCACCGAUCGCGGAGGUUACAACUCAAGCAGAUACGAUUCCGACACUACGGCCAGAGAUUCGAUUCGCUGCGAGACUCGAUACGACGAGACGUCGCGAACUUUGAGGAAGGAACAUCGGAAGUUGGACGAGGAUCCAAAGAAGCCUCUCAGAAGGUCGCGCAAUCGGCUGGAUUAUUUUGACGACUCCGACGCCAGGGAGAGUCCACGAGUAAAGGCAACAGUUGGAAGGUUGGAGACGUUCGAUGAAAGUCCCACCAGGCCUCCCAGGGUCUAUCACGAUGGUAGCAAGUCUAGGCACACCAGACAAGAGACCAGAACGCAUACGGAGCGUCGACAUCGCGAGACUCGGCUCAGUGACUCCGAUCGAAAGGAUCGCUUGGCGGAUUCCGGGAUCGAGAACGAUUACAGGCGCGACUCACAGGAGGUCGACCGAAGGGAACAAAUCGAGUCGGAGGACGAAGGUUUCGUUACAAGGCAAUUUAUCAAACACGAGAGACGGCAUACCGAUAGAAACAUGAAUCUGACGCCGAACGAGCAACGGAAGUACGAUAAAUAUAUGAACGACAUGUCGAAGUCGCCGCCAGUGACCGCGAAACCACCGACCGGCGCGGAUAAGAAGUACGAGAAGAAGGCGGCGAAGAAGAGUGGCACGAUGAGCAAGGUGAAGCAGCUGUUUAGCAAGAAGGAGAAAAAGGCGAAGGAGGAGAAGAACAAGAAGAACGCGAGGAGCAGCAGCAGCGGCGCUCUUACUGACGAUGAGGUGACGAUCCGGUACAGAGAGUACCGGGGCGAUCAGCUAAGGAGCGCGAAAAGCGCGCGGGACUUGGGUAGCGACAUCAAUCAGGAAGAGUACAGCCAACGAAGACGCUUAUCCACUCCCAGCGGCAGUCCCAGCCCGCCCAGACCGACAAGGCUGUCAAGAUCUACGGGUACACUCACCAGAGAAGAGGAAUCCUUUUGCGAGUCAAGCAACACCCUUACCAGAGAGAAUCAGGGACAAGAAGCUGAGAGAAAGGGCUGGUUCAAGUCUCUGUCAAGGAAGAACAAGUCGAACAUUAAAACAGUGGAUAAGAAGCCUAGGAUACCGGAAAGCGAAAUCUUAACCACCGGGACUGAGGACGAGGAAGCUUCAUCCGCACCCGAACGUGUCUCUGUUCAAAAAAAUUUGCGUUUCUUUGGAGACACUGAUCAGGAGUCUGUUUCUUCCAAUAGAGAUCGCAGAAACAAGCGAGACGACCAUGCCUGUUCAGGGCGUGAUGUUACGAAUUCCAGUCGCCACAAUUUGGGUAUUUUGUCUCCGCCCCGGAAACCACCAAGGCUCGCUGAAAGCGCAUUGUCUUCCGGUGAGAGUACAACAGGAGAUAGCAGUCAACAAAGUCAGAACUCUCAAAGAUCACAGAGAUCUGUUGUAUAUCUUCAUGCUGCUACAGUGGGCGAAAUACCUGGUCCGAAUGAGAGACGUAGAGCAGCGAGCAGGGAGGAAUUAAAUCGACCACUUCAAUCACAUACGAGAACAGUAUCGAGAAGUGUCAGUGUUCUUGCACCUUGGAAGCCUAGACAUUAUAGAGAACCUUUCGAAAUAAAUUACGAUCAACAACUGCAUCCAAAGCCGCUAGCGACUAUGAGACGUAGGCAGAGAAGUCGUGAAACGCUAAGUCGUCGUGGAAAAGAUAUACGACGAAGCAAAGAUAAUCUCUCGAAAACCGGCACGAUUAAUCGUAGCACGUUGAAAUCGAAAGACAAGCAGAAGGUGGAUAGAACUGUUUCCACGGAAUCGUUGGCCACCAAAUCACGGAGCGCUAACUCAAAACCAGAAUUAAGCAGGUCCACAUCGGUUCCACGCGAUCCGAAUAAGAGUGCGGGUUGGUUUAAGCUGAAAAGUAAAAAGUCCCGUGCUUGAAGGGCAGGCCAUUGAUUAAUGCUAGUCUUGAGUUUCAUAAGUAUGUAAUUCGUAAUCGUAAGGGAUUAACGACAACACAUUCAUCGGUCCACCACCGUGCUCGCAAAGAACAUAAUUAUAAACAAGUUAUUCUAUCACUUUAUUUUUUUUCUUCUAAUGUACAAUGAGAAAUCCGCCUUAGAUCGCAAACGGUUUAAUGAUUAAAUAAGUAAUUUCUAUUAACCGAAUAAAAAAAAUUGACAAGUUUCUGUUUGUUGUUUUAAUAUAUAAUCAUUAUAACUACAAUUAAUAAUGUAAAUUUAAUUAUGACGUUGAUUUGUGAACCAUAUUGCGCUUAAACUACUUUUGUGAACGAAUUAUAGCCACAUGCGGAUUCGUGACAAAAUGUAAAAUUAUCUGAAUAUGUACACAUAUGGUUAAAACACUA